Protomyces lactucae-debilis is the source of this 852-nucleotide messenger RNA. RefSeq names its product P-loop containing nucleoside triphosphate hydrolase protein. The record is from RefSeq and is a predicted model, not a curated record. Bases 92 to 613 code for a protein of 173 amino acids. NCBI's taxonomy places the organism in Eukaryota, Fungi, Ascomycota, Taphrinomycetes, Taphrinales, Protomycetaceae. The transcript has a single exon. Gene Ontology annotation, biological process: ribosomal subunit export from nucleus; translational initiation; translational termination. Gene Ontology annotation, molecular function: iron ion binding; ribosomal small subunit binding; ATP hydrolysis activity.
AUUGCAGCCCGACACUGGUGGUUCCGUGCCGAAACUGAGUGUGUCCAUGAAGCCGCAAAAAAUUGCACCGAAGUUCACAGGUACCGUGCGCAUGCUUCUGCUCAAGAAGAUCCGUGGAGCCUUCUUGAACCCUCAAUUUCAGACGGAUGUAUGCAAGCCGCUGAAUCUCGACAACAUCAUCGACCAGGAGGUGCAAGUCCUUUCCGGUGGAGAACUGCAACGUGUGGCCAUCAUUCUCUGUCUCGGUGUCCCGGCAGAUGUUUACCUAAUCGACGAGCCUUCGGCAUACCUCGAUUCAGAGCAGCGUAUCAUUGCUGCCAAGGUCAUCAAGCGCUACAUCCUGCACUCCAGGCGAUCAGCAUUUGUUGUGGAGCACGACUUUGUCAUGGCAGUCUAUCUCGCCGAUCGAGUGAUUGUGUAUGAUGGUCAACCGGGUGUGGAAGCCACAGCAAACGAACCGCAGAGCCUGCUCUCGGGCAUGAAUCGCUUCUUGAAGACACUUGAUGUGACAUUCAGACGUGAUGAUACCACCCACAGACCGCGUAUCAACAAGAAGGACUCUCAAAAUGACCAGCAGCAAAAGGCAUCAGGUGACUACUUCUUCAUUGAAUAGAUUCCUGCUAGAGAUACAAAAGGCUGGCAACAUUUCGCCUAGCGCUUGAUCACGUAGAUAUCUCUCGACAUCAAUUGUGUCAUCGCCACUCAUAAGCAGGGAAGUGCGACGCAUCAACUGGCUUCAGCGAGAGCUGCUGAUAUAGUUCUGAAGCUUCGUGAAAAUACAUGCCACUAAUGUGCCCAGUGACAAGAGAGAGGCAGAUGUAGUAGAAGCCUUCAUAGGAAACACCUUCCAGA